CUCAUUAUGCACUUUGGUAAACAAACAGCUUCAGUCCUCAUCUAAAUUCAUCAGAGUGUUCCCACCUUUGUUAUCCUUCUUCCAUGUGACUCUCCUGCUCUAGAAACCAGUGGUGUCACCACAACACACGUAUGAAACGGUGGAUUCGGAUGUUUGUCUGUUGUCUGACAUCACCACAGAGAUUUUGGCAGCUCCCCUCUUUUUUAAAUCAUGAAACAGACGGAGAGUCAGACAAGCAGCAUGGUCAGCUCAGGUCCUCCCCCCCUCUCCCUCCUGACUACCAAGUGCUUCUCCUUAGCAACAGUCAGCUGACCUGCAGUAGGUAAUGUGCAGUGAAGCACACACCACACAUGCAUCACAGAUCACAGGGCUCAGUCGCUCACACUCCUCCUCCACCUGCCACUCACUCGGGCCUCAUGGCUCUCACCAUUAACACGUCCACAGAGCAGAAGAAACUCACGCAGGCUCCUCUGCUCAAGAUCUGGGUGCCAUGGAUGGGCUGCAACUUGAACCGCAGGAGAGGAUCCUCAGUGCCUCAGUUCUGUAACUCGCCCACAAUGAUUGUGAUGGUGGGGUUGCCAGCCAGAGGGAAGACGUACAUCUCCAAGAAGCUCACUCGGUACCUGAACUGGAUCGGAGUGCCAACAAAAAUGUUUAACGUGGGUCAGUACCGCAGGGAGGCUGUCAGGAUCUAUAAGAACUUUGAGUUCUUCAAACCUGAUAACGAGGAGGCCAUGAGGAUCCGCAAGGCCUGUGCAGCUGCUGCCCUCAAAGACGUCGCUGCCUACUUCACAAAGGAACACGGACAAGUAGCCGUAUUUGAUGCUACCAACACCACCAGGGACAGGAGGGCAAUCAUUAUCAGCUUUGCAAAGGAGAGAGGCUACAAGGUGUUCUUUGUGGAAUCAAUCUGCGAUGACCCGGAAAUCAUUGCAGAGAACAUUAAGCAAGUCAAAUUUGGGAGUCCAGACUACGUGGAUCGAGACAUAGACGAGGCCAAGGAAGAUUUCAUCCAGCGCAUUGAGUGUUACAGGGCCAGCUACAUGCCGAUAGAUGAUGAGAAGGACAGGAAGCUCUCCUACAUCAAGAUCUUCGACGUGGGCAGUAGAUACCUCGUGAACCGCGUCCAGGACCACAUCCAAAGCAGGAUAGUCUACUAUCUCAUGAACAUCCAUGUCACGCCGAGAUCCAUCUACCUGAGCCGCCACGGAGAGAGCGAGCUCAACCUGCUAGGUCGCAUCGGUGGAGAUUCAGGCCUCUCGCCUAGAGGACAGAGGUAUGCCAAUGCUUUGGCGACCUUCAUAAAAGGUCAGAAUAUCAGUGACCUGAAGGUGUGGACGAGCCACAUGAAGAGGACCAUCCAGACUGCAGAAGCUCUGGGAGUCCAGUACGAACAGUGGAAGGCCCUGAAUGAGAUAGACGCUGGUGUAUGUGAGGAGUUAACCUACGAGGAGAUUCAGGAGAAUUUCCCAGAAGAGUUUGCACUGAGAGACCAGGACAAGUAUCGCUAUCGUUACCCCAAGGGCGAGUCCUAUGAGGAUCUCGUCCACCGUCUGGAGCCAGUGAUCAUGGAGCUGGAGAGGCAGGAAAAUGUUCUGGUUGUCUGCCACCAAGCUAUAAUGCGCUGCCUGCUGGCCUACUUUCUAGACAAACCUGCAGAUGAGCUGCCUUAUCUACGAUGCCCCCUUCACACAGUGCUCAAACUCACACCAAUAGCCUACGGGUGUAAAGUUGAGCCGUUUUUCCUCAACAUCGAAGCAGUCAACACACACAGAGAGAGGCCAGUGAAUGUUGACAUCAACAGAAACCCAGAGGAAGCUCUGCAGACUGUUCCCGACCACGUAUAAACGCUGUUUGGUGACACGAGGACUACAAUCAUACGAAACUGGAUGUGCUACUACUACUUAUUAGCCUCACUUAAUAACAGAGAUGCACUCCGGUUCGAGGUUGAUUGUGUGAAAAACAAAAAAGACAGAGGAGGAGAAGAAAUGGCAUUAAGUGAGCCAGCCUGUAUAUUACAUGAAACAUGAAGCUGGUUCUCUCGACAUGUAUGUGAAAUGUUCCUGUUUCUAGUCUGACUAGAGUCUCACGUCGUUUACAAGAGAUAAAACAAUGCACUGUGUCCUGAGGCCGAGAGGGGAACAUGUAAAAAGACGGUGGAGGAGGUGGUUGUCAUUGUAACUCGAGCACUAAUAACUGUUGUACAGAUAACACAAUGUGUUGUUGAUAAUCUAAUUAUAAAGGUGGGAAUCAGCACCAUGGACAGCGCCCAAACAAACAACACAUUGUGUAGAUUGAAGAAUCCGCCUGUUCACGUUUGUAACUCAGAUGUUUGACUGAAAUCAAUGUAAAUAAAGUGUCACUGUGCUGAAAAUAAAUUCAGAGGCAGA
Messenger RNA from Larimichthys crocea (large yellow croaker), 2390 nucleotides. RefSeq names its product 6-phosphofructo-2-kinase/fructose-2,6-biphosphatase 1 (gene pfkfb1). The record is from RefSeq and is a predicted model, not a curated record. Gene Ontology annotation, cellular component: cytosol; 6-phosphofructo-2-kinase/fructose-2,6-biphosphatase complex. The transcript has 14 exons. Gene Ontology annotation, molecular function: fructose-2,6-bisphosphate 2-phosphatase activity; 6-phosphofructo-2-kinase activity; ATP binding. Lineage: Eukaryota; Metazoa; Chordata; Actinopteri; Sciaenidae. Bases 351 to 1847 code for a protein of 498 amino acids. Gene Ontology annotation, biological process: fructose 2,6-bisphosphate metabolic process; fructose metabolic process.